CAUGCCCCCUGCGGCUGCAGCCAUUGGCCGUGUGCCGAAAGUCACGUAAUCCACGGUUUGGGAGUUGCAGUUGUUACCUUCGACUCGACUCGGGCCGACACGCGCGAUGCAUUGGAGUGAGUGAGUCAGAGUGCCGCGAAUGCAACCGUCUGCGAAGGGUAAACAAUCACCCCCUCCCAUCAUUCCAUCCCAAGGAAUCCCGUGCAGCAAGUUUCGUCAUACCGCGCGUGCCCUCACUUUCCAGUCCGGUGCUGCGUGUGCGUUGUUCCCUGUGCGCUGCUAGGUUUUUCACGGGCUCACUUUCAAGCGACCAGUCGAACGUGAGCGUUCGUGACCCGCGUUGACCUCCGGCGUUGAGUGUGUCUUGUGAUCUGUUUGAACGUGAAAGCAAAAGCGUCGAAAAUUGGCCAACGGUUGGCCUAGGUUCGAGAGCAAGAACAAAAAAAAAAAGCACCAAUUUGGCACAGAUUGCCUUUUUGCCUCUUUCUUAUCGCACCACGGUUGCAGUUGUUAGCGCUGUUACCAUGGCAGCAGCACAAGUGGAGCAGCAGCUUCCGCUACCGUCCGACGCAACAAAGAUCGUGAAAGCGAAACCCGCCCGGAAGGUGUUCAAGGGUGCGUCGCGCGUGGUCAACAAAAUCCCGGCCAGCCUGCUGAACGAUCCGGAGCUGAACGAGGCCAUCGCCGCCCUGCCCGCCAACUACAACUUCGAGGUGCACAAAACGAUCUGGCGGGUGCGGGAAACGAAGGCGCAGCGGGUGGCACUGCAGAUGCCCGAGGGUCUGCUGAUGUUCUCGCUCGUGCUGAGCGACAUUAUCGAGCGGUUCACCGAGGCGGACACCGUCAUCAUGGGUGACGUCACGUACGGGGCCUGCUGCGUGGACGAUUUCACUGCCAAGGCGCUCGGGGCGGACCUGCUGGUGCACUACGGGCACAGCUGCCUGAUACCGAUCGAUCAGACCACCGGCAUCAAGGUGCUGUACGUGUUCGUGGACAUCAAGAUCGACACGCUGCACUUCGUCGAGAGCGUCAAGCGUAACUUUCCCCGCGACCGGCCGCUAGCGUUCGUCAGCACGAUCCAGUUCGUGGCGACGCUGCACGCGGCCGCCAAAGAGCUGCGCGAGGCGGCCGGAUACGAUGUGCUCAUACCGCAGUCCAAGCCGCUCAGCCCGGGCGAGAUUUUGGGCUGCACGGCCCCGCGGCUGCAGGCGGGCGGUGGGAUGGAACAAUCGUCGGCGGCGGCAGCACCCCGCACCCUCAUCUACCUGGGCGAUGGGCGGUUCCAUCUGGAGGCGGCCAUGAUUGCCAAUCCGGGCCUCGAGGCGUACAAGUACGACCCGUACGAGAAGAAGUUUACCCGCGAGCUGUACGACCACGAGGCGAUGCGGCGCAACCGCAAGCGCGCGAUCGAUGAGGCGCGCGAUGCCCGCCGGUUCGGGCUGAUACUGGGGACGCUGGGUCGCCAGGGCUCGACCAAGGUGCUGGAGCAUCUGGAGCGCCGGCUGAAGCAUCACGGCCGGGACGCGGUCAUCAUACUGCUGUCGGAGAUCUUCCCCACCAAGCUGGCCCGCAUGGAGCACAUUGACGCGUUCGUGCAGGUUGCCUGUCCGCGACUGUCCAUCGACUGGGGCACCGCCUUUCCGAAGCCGCUGCUCACACCGUACGAGCUGUCCGUCGCGCUCGGCGAUGCCGAAUGGAACAUACCGGAGUGUACGGCGGCGACGGAGGAGAAACCCAAACCAGCGCCCAACCUGGAGGUGGCCUACCCGAUGGACUUUUACGCGAACGCGAGCCUCGGCGAAUGGACGCCCAACUUCAAGAAGCUUGACAUCUGUGAAAACUCGACCGGCGGCUGCUGUGGCCGCUGCAAGGACGAAAAAGACAGGGAGCAAAAGGCGGGAAAGGAGAACGUCUCGCAGCAGCAGCAGCAGAAACAACUGUCGCUUAGUGUGGAGGAGGAGUAGAAGCGGUGUGGGACACGACGGGGCGCGACUACAAGUCUUUCGUGACGCUAACUUAAUGCAGCUGCCUAUGACAGAACUAUUUGGCUAACAGAUAUAAUAUACAUACUCGUGUACUCGUGUAUCUAGGACAUAACAUUAGGGUUUUUGUAAGUACUAGGCACUAACACGGUGGGUGCGCAAAACUAAAACUGCCACAACGCUCUCCGUAUGCAAACAGCUUUUGCGUACGAGAGUUUACGUUAGUGAUGGGCACUCGUAGAGUUGAUAAGAACGUGUAAAUAUAAAUUACUUAUGCCGUAUUUAAAGAAUAAUUCCACAA
Messenger RNA from Anopheles arabiensis, 2283 nucleotides. It is a transcript of the gene Dph1, whose product is annotated as 2-(3-amino-3-carboxypropyl)histidine synthase subunit 1. The record is from RefSeq and is a predicted model, not a curated record. The transcript has 2 exons. Bases 525 to 1964 code for a protein of 479 amino acids. Gene Ontology annotation, molecular function: 2-(3-amino-3-carboxypropyl)histidine synthase activity. Gene Ontology annotation, biological process: protein histidyl modification to diphthamide. Lineage: Eukaryota; Metazoa; Arthropoda; Insecta; Diptera; Culicidae.